This is a messenger RNA of Populus trichocarpa (black cottonwood), 638 nucleotides long. Its product is annotated as bark agglutinin I polypeptide A-like. The record is from RefSeq and is a predicted model, not a curated record. The transcript has a single exon. Lineage: Eukaryota; Viridiplantae; Streptophyta; Magnoliopsida; Malpighiales; Salicaceae. Gene Ontology annotation, molecular function: carbohydrate binding. Bases 57 to 602 code for a protein of 181 amino acids.
UGCAAUUUUCCAAACCCCCAAACAUUGUCUGCAGCACUACAAUUUAAACUUCCUUCAUGGGAAAGCUUCCUGUUCCAUUUCUUCCUUUUGUUUUCUCAACUCUCUUCACACUAAUAAUCCCUUCUGCGAGUGGAUUAUCUUUCAACUUCACCAGCUUCAUUGUUGGCGCCGAUCCAAACAUUACAUACGAGAAGGAUGCAUCUCCUGCUACAGAUGGAGCUGUUCGGCUCACCAAAAGUCUAAUAGGUACUAAUAUGAAUUUAAGUUCCGGUCGAGCCACGUAUUCCAAACCGAUGCAGCUUUGGGACGAGGCCUCGGGGAAUCUUACAGACUUCACUACCCAUUUCUCUUUUUCCAUCGAUUCGCAACGUCGAACUGCAUACGGAGAUGGACUGGCUUUCUUUCUUGGGCCUGAAGAGCUUCCGCCUCUUCUCUCCAAGGGUGGAAGUCUGGGUCUUUUAAGGAACAAUCAGCCACUAAACACAACGGAUAAUCAAUUUGUUGCAGUGGAGUUCGAUAUCUUCCAAAAUGUUUUUGAUCCACCAGGCGAGCAUGUAGGUAUUGACAUCAACUCUAUGCAAUCUGUAAAUAAUAUUACUUGACUGUGUGCAGGGGCGGAGCUAGAAUUAUUUGUUAGG